CGGCCCCACCCCGCUCCCCAGCGCCCCGGAAGUGAUCUGCGGCGGCUGCUGCAGAGCGGCCAGGAGGAGGGUGGAUCUCCCCAGAGCGGAGUGCCAGAGUCGUCCGCUUUCCCCUCCUCCUCCGCCUCCUCCUCCUCCUGCCGCCCAGGCUCCGCCGCCGCCCGUCGGACUCCUCCUGCCGCUCCCGGCGCGGAGCCUCCCAGACAAGGGCCGAGCCCCCUCCGGCCGGAGCCAGCGCGGCCGCGGCUUCAGAAGCCCGCGGGGCUGCGGACCGGCUCGAGGUGCAGUGAAUAAAGCUGAUUUAUGGAACCGUAAGGAUAUUGAGAAAGUGACAUUGUGUGACUUCCAAGCCUAGUUUAUAAAAGACGUUGCAGCUUCUGCUUUGCUGAGAUCACUCAGUCUGGAGGAAGCCAGCUGUCAACUUAUGAGGACAUUCUAGCAGCCCAGUGGAGAGGCCCAGCCGAUAAGGAACUGAGAUGUCCUGCCAACAGCAGCAUGAGUGAGACAUCUUGGAAGUAGGCACUCCUGGGAUAAUAUGACUUUUUGAAUAACCCACAUAAUGUGAUGGUAUCUUGAACUGAGUCAGGGGGCUUGAGAUAAGCAGCUGGAUUUGAAAUACUAAGGAGAUUCUUCUUAGUCCUUUGGUGGAAACUCUGCAACACAAGAUGGCUGCAAAUAAGCCCAAGGGUCAGAAUUCUUUGGCCUUACACAAAGUCAUCAUGGUGGGGAGUGGUGGCGUGGGCAAGUCUGCUCUGACUCUGCAGUUCAUGUAUGAUGAGUUUGUGGAGGACUAUGAGCCCACCAAAGCAGACAGCUAUCGCAAGAAAGUAGUGCUGGAUGGGGAGGAAGUACAGAUCGACAUCUUAGAUACAGCGGGGCAGGAGGACUAUGCUGCCAUCCGAGACAACUACUUCCGGAGCGGGGAGGGUUUCCUCUGUGUCUUCUCUAUUACGGAAAUGGAAUCCUUUGCAGCCACAGCCGACUUCAGGGAGCAGAUCCUAAGAGUAAAAGAAGAUGAGAAUGUUCCAUUUCUGCUGGUUGGUAACAAAUCAGAUUUAGAAGAUAAAAGGCAGGUUUCCGUAGAAGAGGCAAAGAACCGAGCGGACCAGUGGAAUGUUAACUACGUGGAAACAUCUGCUAAAACGCGGGCUAAUGUUGACAAGAAGAGAAGGAAAAGUAUGGGCUGUUUUUGUUACCAUGGCUGCAACAAAAUACAUCCGAACAACUUUCUGGGAAAAAUAGACAUUUAUUCUGCUUGCAGAUUCUUGUCCUCGCCAAGAAUUUGGCCAGGACACAGUGGAGAGAGAGGGCUUGUCUCUGCUCCACACUGUCCGAUGCCUCAGCUGAAAGGCUUCACGCCUGAGCACUUGGAAGUAUCUAAACUUAGGUUCUGCAGGCUUGUUCACACAUGUCUGGCUCAGCCGGUUGAUGCUGGCUGUUGUCCAGGGAUGCCUUAGUUCCUCUCCAUGUAGGCUCCUCCAUGUGGCUUUUCCACGUGUGCUAGUUUAGGCUUGCUCAUAGUGUAGUGGCAGCAUUCCAAAGGCAAGUGUGACAAGAGACUAAGAACUGGUGAAACCAUCCUCCUUUUUCUUAUUUUGAAAGAUUUAUUUAUUUGGGAGGUAGAGUUACAGAUAGAGAGAGGGAGAGACAGAGAAAGGUCUUCCAUCCGCUGGUUCACUCCCUAGAUGGCCACAAUGGCUGGAGCUGAGCCGAUCCAAAGCCAGGAUCCAGGAACCCCCUCCAAAUCUCCCACGUGGGUGCAGGGGCCCAAGCACUUGGACCAUCCUCCACCACUCUCCUAGGCCACAAGAAGAGACCUGGAUUGAAAGAGAAGCUGUCGGGACAUGAACUGGUACCCAUCUGGGAUGCUGGUGCCACAGGCAGAGGCUAAGCCUGCUGUGCCACAGUGCUGGCCCCCCAUCCCUCCUCUUCUGACUGGCCUCCUGGUAUUGACUGAGGCAGUCGCAAAGUCCCACAUGGAUUCAGGAGGGAGGGAAUAGACUCUGCCUCCUGCUAAAGCUUGAAGAGAUGCUGGAAAAGCACCUAGGAAGUAUUGUUGUAGCCAGUUUUAGAAGACAGGGUCUUCAAUUUGUGGUCAUAUCCCCAAAACUGAAUUAAUUGCAUUAAACAAGGCUACUUAUAAAUUCAUACUGAAAACUACUGUUUCAUGUAUUGCUAUAACCUGCAGAGUUGCCAAACCAUAAAGCACUUCAGUGGCUAGAGUACCUUGCAACGACUCUAGAAUUUCCAGAAUCAGGUUGUAUUUGGGAGUGGGGGUGGGGGUUGUUUUGCUAAGGAAAUAAUUCAGUAUUCACUACCCACAUGGCCAUAAUGGCCAGGGCUGAGCAAGCAAAAGCCAGGAGCUUCAUCCAGUUCUCCCAUGUGGUGGCAGGGGCCCAAGCGCUUGGGCCAUCUUCUGCUGCUUUCCCCAGGCCAUUUGAAGUGGAGCCGCCGGGACUCAAACAUGGGAUGCUGUUGUCAUAGGUGGCAACUUUACCUGCUGUGCUACAGCUCCAGCCCCCAAUAACUUUAUUUUUAUUUCUUGUAAUAUAUUUUUUCUAAAAAAAUAUUUAUUUAUUUGAAAGGCAGAGUUAGAGGCAAAGGCAGAGGCAGAUAGGGGGAGAGAGAGGUCUUCCAUCUGGCUCACCCCCAAAAUGGCCACAAUGGCUGACACUGAGCCAGUCUGAAGCCAGGAGCUGCUGCUUUUUUUUAUUUUUAUUUUAAAGAUUUAUUUAUUUAUUUGAAAGAGUUACAGAGAGAGAGAGAGAGAAAGGUCUUCCAUCCACUGGUUCACUCCCCAGUUGCCCACAAUGGCCAGAGCUGCACUGAUCCAAAGCCAGGAGCUUCCCACAUGGGUGCAGGGGUCCAAGGACUUGGGCCAUUUUCUGCUGCUUUCCCUGGCCGUAGCAGAGAGCUGGAUCGGAAGUAGAGCAGCUGGGACUCGAAACAGCACCCAUAUGGGAUCCUGGCACAGUGGGUAGGCACUUUUCCUACCAUGCCACAGCACUGGCCCCAUGUUAUCUUGUUAAAUUUUAAUUCAUGUGAGAAGAGGAGGGAUUUCCUGAGGUCUCUUACCUAAAAUUAGAAAAGCCAAAUUUUGAACAUACUGGAUUGCCCUAAAUUGAGAAAAGAGAAAGGGAGGGAGGAGAGAUGUGAUUUGGAAGAGUUAAAAGAUGUUGGAAGAAACCUGUGCUUUGGGGAUUAUCAUUUGUGUGAGUUCAUCAAAACCAGUUCUUUAUUCCUGGCCUUAGUUACUCAUUUCCUUCCACUUGGCAGCUGAAACAGGACUUCCUUUAGCUCUAAUUCAUUAAAUGAGUUGAUGGAGACUUGCAAAGUUUCCCACUGUGUUGCUAGUUAAAAUGACCUUGUUGUUUUCUAAUAGAAUUUUGGAAGUUUAUUGCAGAGGCUCACCUAAAAUUAGAAAUUAAGCCUGCUGAUAAUAUCCUUCUCGUAGUGCUCUACCUGCAUGAGAAAGCACUGCUUGGGAGUGCUCUAAUAAUUACAUCAAGUUAGCACAGAGAGGUCCUGCACCAGCUAGUCUCCUGUAAGCUUGAACAGAACCCUCCCAAAAUCCAUCUGUGGAAGUAGGGGUACAGCAGGCAUGGAUUUGAUGCCAUUGUGUUUCAAUCUGUUGCUUUCUUUUGUGUCUAUUUAAUGCUGUGUUUCCUGUCUUUAACCAUCCAUGCCAUUUUGUGUGUUUGAGCCCAGUAGUCUCUGAUGGCUUUCUGGUCUCUGAUUUAAAUUUUACAUUCUUGUUCCAGACCAGGGAUCAGCCAUUCACCUGAGGAACCCUGGUUCCGUGUAUCUUUUACACUGAAAAUCUUGGUUCCUCUAUGUUGACAAAACAAUUUAUUUGCAUUAUCCUGCAAUAUAUAUAAAAUAAUCCCAAAAGAGCAUUAUCGCUGUCACUGACAAAUAAGCUAUAAAGUAAAGUUUAAGAUUUGGAUUUUUUGUUUUUUUAUUUGUUGGAAUUUUGUUUUUAUUUUUAUCUUUAGCAUCUAUUCUGAGGUAACCGUUCCAUAUGCUAUGUUAUAAAAACCCUUGGAAUAAUUCUUUCCUCUGCAUUAGUUUGUCACCAACUUGGCAUAUAGUUAGUCUUACUUGCUUUAAUUCAAUUUUCAAUUUUUAUUGGUUACUUUAUUUCAUUUGAAUGUGUAAAAUAUUUGUUUCCAAAGUAGAAAUUAUGUGACAAGGUCUGUUCAGAGACGUCCCACUGUUCCCUCUACCCUUUACCUUUCCUCCUAAAAUUGAAAAUAAAAGGGGUUAUUAUUGUUUGGUUUAUAA
Oryctolagus cuniculus (rabbit) is the source of this 4284-nucleotide messenger RNA. It is a transcript of the gene RALA, whose product is annotated as RAS like proto-oncogene A. Gene Ontology annotation, biological process: signal transduction. Gene Ontology annotation, cellular component: membrane. Gene Ontology annotation, molecular function: GTPase activity; GTP binding. NCBI's taxonomy places the organism in Eukaryota, Metazoa, Chordata, Mammalia, Lagomorpha, Leporidae. The record is from RefSeq and is a predicted model, not a curated record.